Helianthus annuus (common sunflower) is the source of this 1206-nucleotide messenger RNA. Its product is annotated as COP9 signalosome complex subunit 6a. Gene Ontology annotation, molecular function: metallopeptidase activity; protein binding. The record is from RefSeq and is a predicted model, not a curated record. Gene Ontology annotation, biological process: protein deneddylation. Lineage: Eukaryota; Viridiplantae; Streptophyta; Magnoliopsida; Asterales; Asteraceae. Gene Ontology annotation, cellular component: COP9 signalosome. Bases 100 to 1032 code for a protein of 310 amino acids. The transcript has 9 exons.
AAAAGGCAAUAAUCCAAUCUUUCAAGCCCCUUGUUCACUCACCGAACUAAAACCCCAAUCAAUCAAGCUCAGUCACCACCGAAACAACCACCAUCACCAAUGGCUUCAUCAAGCAGCGGCUUAACCUUCAAACUCCACCCACUCGUUAUUGUCAACAUCUCCGACCACCACACUCGCGUCAAGUCCCAGUCUCAACCGCCCACACCCGGUGCCGGUGAUGCAACCUCUUCCAGUUCCUCCGCACCUAGGGUUUUCGGCUGCGUCAUCGGAGUCCAAAAAGCUCGCACUGUUGAGAUCUUCAACAGCUUCGAACUUCUCUACGAUCCGUCCACUCGUUCUCUCGAUCGCUCGUUUCUCGAGAAGAAACAGGAAUUAUAUAAGAAGGUGUUUCCGAACUUUUAUAUACUUGGAUGGUAUUCGACAGGCGCAGAUGCUGAAGAAUCUGAUAUGCAUAUACACAAAGCUUUGAUGGAUAUCAAUGAAAACCCUGUGUAUGUUCUUUUGAAUCCGUUGAUCAAUCAUGCACAAAAGGAUCUUCCAGUAACAAUCUAUGAAAGUGAGAUGCAUGUCAUUGAUGGGAUUCCACAGCUUAUUUUUGUACGCUCAAGCUACACUAUAGAGACAGUAGAGGCUGAAAGGAUAUCCGUUGACCAUGUUGCACACCUCAAACCAUCUGAUGGAGGUUCAGCUGCUACCCAAUUGGCUGCUCACUUGACUGGCAUACAUAGUGCCAUCAAGAUGCUCAAUAGCAGAAUCCGAGUGCUCCAUCACUAUCUUAAUGCUAUGCAAAAAGGUGAAAUUCCUUGUGACCAUUCUUUGCUAAGACAGGUCUCUAGUCUCUUGAGGAGAUUACCAGCUAUAGAGUCUGAGAAAUUUCAAGAUGACUUCUUGAUGGAGUACAAUGACACGUUACUAAUUAGCUAUCUGGCCAUGUUCACCGAUUGCACAAGCACAAUGAACGAUCUUGUUGAUAAAAUCAACAUUGCGUAUGACAGGCAUAGUCGGAAGGGAGGACGUACCGCCUUUAUUUGAAAUCAAAGACUUAAUGCAUGCUUUUGUUUCUUUUGGUACAGUAAUCUUAAUUUUGUCAUAGAAACUCCAUGUAUGCAAUCAAGGAUAGUGGAUUAUACUCUUUUCAGAGUGCACGCCAUUGUAGUUUAGGUAUCAUUUUUUUUACCAAUUUUGUGUGACCAAGUUUAAAAUCAA